CAGACUUUCGGGAAGUGUAACUGGUUUAUCUGUAGUGAAUGAACAUGGUGCAAUUGACAGAAAACUAGGCUUGGGGAAACAACUUCAAGGUGCCACAGCAAUUGUUUGUUUCAAGGAAGAUGGAUAGCCUAGUGUUUUCAGCUUCACACCAUAGGUUUUACGAAUGAAGAUGCUUAAUUUCUGUUGGAGAAAUGGGGCAGUACUACUAUUGUGGAUGUUGCAUCUGUUUCUUGUCUGAAGAGGACAGGAACGCCAUCGCCAUAAAUAAGGAAAUCAAACACAUCCUUGCAGAGCAGAAGAAAAGGGAACGGAGAGAAGUCAAAUUGCUUUUAUUAGGCACUGGAGAAAGCGGAAAGACAACGUUUAUGAAGCAGAUGAGGAUUAUUCAUGGAAAGGGCUUCUCAGAAGAUGAGAAGCGCAGCUACACUAAACUGGUUUUCCAGAAUAUCUUCCAAGCAAUGAGUGCAAUAACAGAAGCCAUGAGCACGCUAAAGAUUCCCUACUCCAACCCAAAGAACGAGAUUUAUGCCCAGUGGUUCCAGGAUCAGGACAUACAUCAGAUAACUCAGCUGCAGAGAAGUUAUGUAGAGGCUAUUCGUCACCUGUGGGAAGAUAAAGGCGUUAAGAUGUGCUACAAACGACGCAGAGAGUAUCAGCUACUGGACUCCACUAAGUACUUUAUUGGUAACUUGGACCGCAUCACAGCCGAAGGCUACAUCCCUACAAAUCAAGAUAUUCUUCAAGUCCGAUUCCCCACUACUGGCAUCACAGACCAUUGCUUUGCAUUGGAGAAGAUGACUCUCAGGAUUGUAGAUGUCGGUGGUCAGAGAGGACAGAGAAGGAAGUGGAUCCAUUGCUUUGAGAAUGUGAUGUCUCUCAUAUUUCUAGCCUCCCUCAGCGAGUAUGACCAACUUCUGGAGGAGAAUAACAAGGAUAACCGUAUGGUAGAAAGCUUGUCACUGUUCUACAUGACCAUCCACUCAAUGUGGUUUGCCAAUUCCUCCGUCAUCCUGUUCCUGAACAAAAUGGACAUCCUGGCUGAGAAGAUUCAGUUCUCAGAUCUAAAAACAUACUUUCCUGGAUUUGAAGGUAAACGUCGGGAUGUUCAAGAUGCCAUGCUGUUCAUCAGAAGUUUAUAUAAACACAAAGCAGUUUCCUACGAGACAAAGAACUCCAAAAACAUCUACUCUCACUUCACCUGUGCCACGGACACCAGAAACAUCCAAAAAGUCUUCACUGACGUGAAAGACACUGUCCUCCUCCUAGCCUUAAAGGAGUUUGAAAUAUUAUGAGCCCCAAAUGCACCUUCAGUUUGCAUAAUCAUCAGCCAAAUGAAUGUUUUAUCAUUUUUUAUAACAGAGCAUUCUUGGACAAAAUGUGAUUAUGAGUUAGUUUUCUAUUGGCCUGUAUGUAUGCUGGGCUGUUGGAGAAACUAUAAAACAUUACACAAAUGAAAAGGAUAACAAUACAAUAAAAAGUCAGCUUAAGGUAGCAACAAGUAUUAUGUGGUUAAAUGUCAAAAUAACUGCAAUAUCACACACUAGAGUUGUGUGGGGUGGGGGUAAAUUAAGCACGAUCUGCUGUGACGUCAUAAUCAUGUUGCAUUGUGGUCUAUGGAUCUGCCUGAAGAGUUGCUGCGUUCAUGCUAUGUCAAAAUUAUCAUUUUUCUAGAUGCCAACACGUGACAUUUUUCAAUAAUGCGUUUCUUGGUUAAAAUGAAGGGGUUGAGGGUCUGUCCAAAUAAACUUCCCUUUCCAACACUUCAAAAUGGCAUUAGGGAUCCCCCAAGGGGAAGUGCAUAGGGAAGUUUGUGAGUGUAUGUUUGCAACCUUUUUUCCAGCCAGUAGGAACAAAUUGUGUUCAAAGACGCUGUUUUUGCUCUAUGUCGCCAACAAAAAUAGUUCCAAUCAAAUCCACAGAUGAAGCGUCUCGCAUCGUCUCACUGGUUACUGAAUGAAUCCAUGUUAUAAUUCAGUCAAUGAUUCAAUUACCCAUUGACAAAGGGUGCGUCUAAUUCAGCUCCCUAGUUCAGUAGUCAGGGCACUGAUCAGGCAGCUGGCUAUUUUUAGGCUAUUUUCAAUCACAAAAUCCUUCCAGUGAACUGAAACAUUCGCUCCCUGAAAGGUACCACAAUGCAGCAUGAAAACCAGGGAGCAUCGUUGCUCGCUAUGUUCCCUUAACAGAAGUUCUGAAGUGCGAAACAUAAAUCAUGUGAGACAACUCACAACACAAAAUGACCCAUGAUCGAUGAUUUUUAAAAUACUAUUUAAUUUGUGUCGGGAAACAAACAUAGACUACAUCGCUAGACAGGUCAUGAACAUAAUCUAGCUAACAUUUAUAAUUUAGUUACUGCUAGAAUGUUGUACAAGCAAAGCAUUUAUCAAAAUGUACUUUAAAUAACAUUAAAAAAGAAUAUAAUAAAGAUAUCAGUUCUGCUGUUGUUCAUAAAUUGUAUUAGGGAAGUUGUCAUGAUGCUGGAAAUAGAGUCAUCAGUGUCCCAAUGUGUAGUGAGAGGGUCCUUACUGCCCGAAUUUGUGUAUGAUAUACUGAUUCGUGACCUAGGAAACUAGGGAGUCAAUUGAGAUGCACGCAUGGUCAUCAGUUACUUGCUUGGUUCCUGAACGAAUCAGACCUUUUGAACAAAUCGAAUGAUUCCAUGGCACAUUCUUUAAGACAGUUACUUUCAUAAUUAUUCAACAUAAUUUAUUCAAAAUGUUACAUUAAUUACAUUAAUCUUAUAACAUUAUUUAUGCAGUUAUAAUCAUGCAUCCAUGCCACCCCUGAUCUGCAUUAAGGGGUAAAAUACACUGUAAAAAUACACCUAAUGCAACUUCAGAUGCAGCUUCUGUUCCAUCUCUGCAGUGCAAGCAUGGAUUUUGCUGAUACUGAUUUGGUAACAGCCUAUUAUUCUA
This is a messenger RNA of Megalobrama amblycephala (Wuchang bream), 2912 nucleotides long. Its product is annotated as guanine nucleotide-binding protein subunit alpha-11-like. The record is from RefSeq and is a predicted model, not a curated record. The transcript is spliced from 8 exons. Bases 192 to 1292 code for a protein of 366 amino acids. Gene Ontology annotation, biological process: action potential; phospholipase C-activating dopamine receptor signaling pathway; adenylate cyclase-modulating G protein-coupled receptor signaling pathway. Gene Ontology annotation, cellular component: heterotrimeric G-protein complex. NCBI's taxonomy places the organism in Eukaryota, Metazoa, Chordata, Actinopteri, Cypriniformes, Xenocyprididae. Gene Ontology annotation, molecular function: G protein-coupled receptor binding; guanyl nucleotide binding; GTPase activity.